ACUUGUUUUUUGUGGUUCUGGUGAAUGAAAAAUGGAUCUACAAUCAAAAAAGCUUGUCCGAGCGACUCAGUCAGAUUGCCUUACGGUAUGUCAUCAUUUGAAGGGUUCAAACAAAAUGGGUUUCUUUGUGAUUUUGACGUUGAGGUUGGUGGAAAAUCUUUUCGAGUGCAUCGUACUGUCUUGGCAGCCUCUUCAGAAUUCUUUGAAGCCAUGUUUUCAAGCAACUUGAAGGAAGUUCAUGAUAGUCACGUUAAUAUGAAGGAUGUCGAUCAGGACGGGAUUGCACAAUGUAUAGAGUUCAUGUAUAAAGGAAAGGCAGAUUUGAGAAUGGAAAACAUUCAACAUAUCCUGCAAGCAUCCCAUUUCUUACAAAUGGCAAACUUGACAGAGCAUUGUUUCCAGUACUUGCAAACAAAUGUUUCUUCUGGGAAUUGUCUAUUUGUGAUCAACUUGGCUCAAAUGUACGAUCGUCUCGAUAUAAAACAACAAGCCGAAAAGGUCGUGAUAACUCAUUUCAAAUCUGUUAUUUCUUCUGAGAUGUUUCCAUUCGUCACCAAAUCAGAUCUCUUGCGUUACAUGAGAAACCAGACUUACCAAAUGUCAUGGAAAGCUGUGGUAACAUGGGCAAGAAGAAAAGACGAUGUAGAUGUUUUUGAGCUUGUUCAUAUUGACAAAUUUCCAUUCAGAUUUAUUCUGGAAACUGUCCUUGAAGAACCCAUUGUAAAAAAGAACAAAACAACCAAAGAUUCAGUGAUUACCGCGUUAUUCUCUGAUGUGAAAAAACUGGAGACAGGUCUUGAAAUUGACAACUGCUUUACUUUGAAGAACCUGGCUGAAACGCAUCAAGUUAAUGAUCCGAAUGCAGUAAAAAAUGUGAUAACUUGUUUUUUGGGGGCAAAUUUCGAACGAGUUAUUGAAAAAAGAGAAUUUCUUGAUAUCGGCAUGGAUGACAUAUUGGCACUUUUCAAAUCUUCAAACACAAAAUAUUCUUCUGAGGAUGUCAAAUGGGAGGCGAUGAUGAAAUGGGUGAAUCACAGUGUCGGAAAUAGGAGAAAAAUAUUUCCAGACUUGUUCAGUUUUCUCAAACUUGAGCAUUUAUCUCUCGAGUUUCUAAAGGAGACAGUCCGAGUUGAACCCUUGGUUAAGAAAGCAGAGAAAUGCAAUGAUAUGCUGAUGGAAGAAAUAUUUUCCCGAGCUUCAAAAGCUGUUCCACAAAUUUCUUCAAUGCCCGUGCCUAACUCCACAACUCGUCGAAGGCAGAUUGAAAAAAGGCAAGAGCAGAAAACACUGAAAGAAGCUUUCAGAGUUUCUUCAAUGCCCGUGCCUAACUCCACAACUCGUCAAAGGCAGAUUGAAAAAAGGCAAGAGCAGAAAACACUGAAAGAAGCUUUCAGAGGAUCACUGUGGCAAAUUUUAAGGAUCAAUGUGCCGCCAUCUAGCGGCCGAAUGACAAGAAUGACACAACAAGAAAAAAUUGUUAUCACCUACUCAUUUCCUGCUGGGAAUCUUGAGGGAUAUUCAUACAUAGCUCAUGAAUUCACUGAAUAUUUGCCAAAUAACGGGAAAGGAGAAAGGAUUUUUCGAAUGCUUGAAGAAGCGUUCAACAAAGGAUUGAUUUUCAAGAUGGAUAGAAGGAACGGAGUAAGAAUAAUAUGGGAUGAGAAGAUACCUCAUUUGACAGAGCCGCGUAUGACAGCUGGAGGGGAUUAUCUUCUAAGACUUACUGAAGCAUUGAACAACAUGGGAAUUUAUUAAAUAUGGGAUUUUGUUUCAAUGAAAUAACUGCAUUAUAAGAGAUUUUCGACAUAUUCAAACGAUUUUUCUAUUUAUAACCUGAGUUACUUACUCAGCAGUGCGACCUCUCCUUUUAAUAAUGGCCGAGCAAACAUAAUAAGGUUUUUAGUUCCCUUUUUUCACAAACAAAUGCACGAGUACAUACACUAGGCUUUAUUUAAUUCACUAAAACUAAUUAGGGCAUCUUAAAGCAGUAG
Styela clava is the source of this 1991-nucleotide messenger RNA. Lineage: Eukaryota; Metazoa; Chordata; Ascidiacea; Stolidobranchia; Styelidae. The record is from RefSeq and is a predicted model, not a curated record.